This is a messenger RNA of Strongylocentrotus purpuratus (purple sea urchin), 1567 nucleotides long. Its product is annotated as zinc finger protein 593-like. Lineage: Eukaryota; Metazoa; Echinodermata; Echinoidea; Camarodonta; Strongylocentrotidae. Gene Ontology annotation, molecular function: nucleic acid binding; zinc ion binding. The record is from RefSeq and is a predicted model, not a curated record. The transcript has 3 exons. Bases 189 to 614 code for a protein of 141 amino acids.
UUGGCAACUUCACAUUUUGGUUUACAAUGGAUAGGUUACGCUACCUUCAUUUCCCCCGUGACUAAUGCAUGCGCAGUUGCCUUCAUCACAGUCCCUUACACGUGCAUCGAAGUUAGUUUAUUUUGUUCAGUUAAGAACUUCAAGUUAACAUUCUUCUUCUUUAAAGCGGGAGUGAUAAUAAGUCGAAAAUGACUCGACAAGCCCGGAAAAGACAUCACAAAGGCUACACACACAUCAAGAAGAAGUACCGAACGAAAAGGAAAACGAAGGACUUGGACGAAAUCGACGAAGAUUUGAAACCCCAACAUGCCGCUAAAUUGCUCCAUCAAAAAGUAGAUUUUGACAAACCCGGUUCAGCACAACAUUACUGCCUACAUUGCGCGAGAUACUUUGUUGAUGAGGGUGCUAUGAAGGCCCACUUUCGCCAAAAAACACACAAGCGGAGAUUGAAGGCCCUAGAGAUGGAACCAUACACACAGAAAGAAGCUGAAGCCGCAGCGGGUAUGGGUUCAUACAUACAACCCAAGAAGAGAGCAAUGAUAACUCAACAGCCAACACAACAGCCAACACAACAAGACGUAACCAUGAAUGAUGAAGCAAAGGACCAGACAUAGAUCAAUCAAAGAACAGUAUUCACCCAGGACAGGCAACACAACAAGAUGUGACAGAAUAAAUAAACGAGGGACCUGACAUGAGCCUUGGGUCACACCACUUCCGGAGAUCAAUACAAGAACAGUAAUCACCCAAGGCAGACAACAUGACAAAAUGUGACUGUGAAUAAAUAAACAAGGGACAAGACCUGAUCCGUGGGUCACACCAUAUUCAGAGGUUGAACGAAGCACAGCGAUUAUACAACAGGCAAUGCACAGCAACAUGUAUCCACAAAUGAAUAAAUGAGAGACCUGACAUGAUCCUUGAGUCACACCAUAUUCAGAGGUCGAUAAAAGCACAGCGAUUAUACAACAGGCAAUGCACAGCAACAUACAGUAUCCACAAAUGAAUAAAUGAGUGGCCAGACAUGAUCCUUGGGUCACACCAUAUUCAGAGGUUGAUAAAAGCACAGCGAUUAUACAACAGGCAGUGCACAACAAGAUGCACCCACGAAAGAAUAAAUGAGGGACCAGACAUGGUCCUUUGGUCACACCACUUUCAGAUAUCAAUGAUCAUCAAAUAGGACAUGUACACCAAGAUGAUGGGAGAGACCAAUCAUGAUUCCUGAGUAACAUGCGCAUCGAUAGACAUGCUACUUUUUUAACAAUUUAUAUCAUACUCGUGUGGUUUGCAUACCAGCGUAUAAGGUCAUAAUUUUGUUAUUGUCAUGCGCUAUUUUUAAUCAUAUUUAGCAUGUCUGAUAAACUAUCUUUUUUUUCUUCUUAAAAACUAGUAAGAGAAUUGUGAUGGUCGAUAUGUAACAAUUAUAUUUUUUAUGAUUUUAGUUGCGGCUAAGGUGAUUGGAUGAGAAAGCUAUAACUAACCUGGAAUGGGGCUGUUUCUAGAUUCCAGAAACAGAUCCAUGAUAAUUUUAAUUAAAUUGCAAGAAAGAAAUUUCUUUUAUCUAAUAGUAAAA